AUGGCGAGUGCAACCGAGGCAAAUCUAUCUCUCUGCAACUUAAUAGACUUUUCUGGUAAUGGAGAAUGGUGCGCUUACCGGACGGCUAAAGUGGUCUGCAUCGUGAUUGUGACAGGCUCAUUAAGUUUGGUGACCAUCAUUGGAAACACUCUGGUAAUUGUUUCCAUCAAAGUAAACAGACAAUUACAAAAUAUUAACAACUACUUUAUUUUCAGCUUAGCUUGUGCUGAUUUAAUUAUUGGUGCAUUCUCUAUGAAUCUAUGCACCAUUUACAUUGUAAAUGGAUACUGGCCUUUGGGUCCAGUGAUAUGUGAUUUAUGGCUUGCUGUAGAUUAUGUUGUCAGUAACGCUUCUGCCAUGAACCUCCUUAUCAUCAGCUUUGACCGCUACUUCUGCGUGACAAAGCCCCUUAUCUACCCAGUGAAGAGGACAACUAAGAUGGCAGGGAUGAUGAUUGCUGCUGCUUGGGUAGUGUCUUUUCUCCUGUGGGCUCCUGCCAUUCUCUUCUGGCAAUUCAUUGUAGGGGAGCGGAUUGUCGAAGAUGGUGAGUGCUACGUACAGUUCUUCUCAAAUCCAGCUGUCACUUCUGGCACUUCUAUACUUGCCUUCUAUAUCCCGGUUAUCAUAAUGACGAUUUUGUAUGUGUACAUAUCUCGUGCCAGCAAGUGUCGAAUGAAUCAUAAGAAUGAAUCGGAAUCACGUGAAGUCAACACUUCUCCCCGUACAGUGAAGAGCAAAAUAAUGAAACCAAAUAAUAACAAAUCAGUAAAUACGCUUGAUGUGUUGCUGCAGGUCGAAACAAAACCUGACACAAUAAAUGAUAAAAUAUCAGCUGUAAGUAGGAUUCAAGGAGAGCAGGAGAUACCUUCCAGAAAGUCCACUUUUCUGUACCUGGCUUCACCAAAUGCCAAUGAUGAAGGAGCCACACAAAAGAGUACGAAUGGCUUAAACACACCCCACUAUUGCCGGGCAAGCAACUUCACACUCUCUUCAAUGAAUGUUUUCAGCAAAUUUGAAGACAAUGCCGUCGGUACCGUCAAGGUACGAACAGUAUCAUCUGUCAACACGAAGAAUGUGAAUGAUGGAGAGAGUAGAUCAACUGGUAACGCUAUUAAUGCGACGAGAACACGUGCUAAGAGAGCAAAGCGUGCGGUACUACGAGAAAAGAAGGUGACUAGGACCAUCCUGGCUAUUCUCCUGGCAUUCAUAAUUACAUGGACUCCAUACAAUGUUAUGGUUCUCAUGGAUACCUUCUGCUCAAUCUGUGUCCCCAUCACAGCCUGGUAUGUUGGGUACUGGCUCUGUUAUAUCAACAGCACCCUAAACCCUGCCUGCUACGCAUUAUGCAAUAUGACCUUUAAGAAAACGUUCAAACAUCUCCUCCUGUGUCAGUGCAAGAAUAUAAAUGCAACAAAAUAA
Stegostoma tigrinum is the source of this 1419-nucleotide messenger RNA. Its product is annotated as muscarinic acetylcholine receptor M2-like. Gene Ontology annotation, molecular function: G protein-coupled acetylcholine receptor activity; G protein-coupled serotonin receptor activity. Gene Ontology annotation, cellular component: plasma membrane; synapse; dendrite. Bases 1 to 1419 code for a protein of 472 amino acids. Gene Ontology annotation, biological process: regulation of smooth muscle contraction; adenylate cyclase-inhibiting G protein-coupled acetylcholine receptor signaling pathway; G protein-coupled receptor signaling pathway, coupled to cyclic nucleotide second messenger. The record is from RefSeq and is a predicted model, not a curated record. Lineage: Eukaryota; Metazoa; Chordata; Chondrichthyes; Orectolobiformes; Stegostomatidae. The transcript has a single exon.